This is a messenger RNA of Rhineura floridana, 2451 nucleotides long. RefSeq names its product gastrula zinc finger protein XlCGF26.1-like. NCBI's taxonomy places the organism in Eukaryota, Metazoa, Chordata, Lepidosauria, Squamata, Rhineuridae. The transcript is spliced from 4 exons. Gene Ontology annotation, biological process: regulation of transcription by RNA polymerase II. The record is from RefSeq and is a predicted model, not a curated record. The coding region runs from base 179 to 1861 and encodes 560 amino acids. Gene Ontology annotation, molecular function: RNA polymerase II cis-regulatory region sequence-specific DNA binding; DNA-binding transcription factor activity.
UAGGGAGCAGAUGGGGAGGGAAAGCGCGUGUCUCCAUCCAUAUAACCGGAGGAGAGGGAGGGUGCAUCGUGCAGAGGAGAAAGAGGAAUUGGAAUGACCCCACCUUGAGAGCACCUCCCUACUUUCAGAUGCACCGCGGCAACAGCUGUGACAUCCCAGAGGUGCCCCACCUUACGCCAUGGCCUCGGAGGGACCGUCGAGAUUGUCUCUUCUUUUGGGUGGAAUGGAAAGAGCUGCCAGGCAGCCACCUCAGGGUCUGGUGACCUUUGAGGAGGUGGCCGUGUAUUUCACGGAGGAGGAAUGGGCUCUGCUGGAUCCUGGCCAAAGAGCUCUGCACAGGGAAGUCAUGGAGGAGAAUUAUGAAACUGUGGCCUCUCUCGGUGAUAGACAGGCCAGUGCGAACGAUAGGGAGCCAAAGAUGGUGUCGGCGGCAACAGCCAAGCAUAAAGCAUGGAAAGAGAUGCCUGGAAGAGAAAGAGGACAUAAAAAGUGUGAAAAACAUGAGCCAAAGUAUUGGAGGAAGAAAUCCUCUACUUCUGUGGGUGCUGAUGUCUGUGAACUGCUUAUUCCAUAUGAAGACUACAAAAGAAACAGCAGGAAAAUGUCCUCAGUAUGUGAGAAGCUAUUUAGAUAUGAAUCAACAUUAAAUAGACAUUGCAGGAUCAAUGCACGGGAGAAACCAUUUAAAUGCAUGGAAUGUGGAAAGAGCCUCAGUCACAGCUUGGCUCUUAAUAUACAUCAAAGAACUCACACUGGGGAGACACCAUUUAAAUGUAUGCAGUGCGGAAAGAACUUUACUGUUAGUGGAACACUUAAUAGACAUCAGAGAAUGCACACAGGGGAGAAACCUUUCAAAUGCAUAGAGUGUGGAAAGAGCUUCAGACAGCGUUCCACUCUUAAUGUGCAUCAAAGAACUCACUCUGGGGAGAAACCAUUUAAAUGUAUGCAGUGUGGAAAGAGCUUUAAUGAUAGUGGAACACUUAAUAGACAUCACAGAAUCCACACAGGGGAGAAACCUUUUAAAUGCAUAGAGUGUGGAAAGAGCUUCAAUCAGAGUUUCACUCUUAAGGUGCAUCAAAGAACUCACACAGGGGAGAAACCUUUUAAAUGUACAGAGUGCGGAAAGAGCUGUAAUGACAGUGGAACACUUAAUAGACAUCAAAGAACUCACAUAGGGGAGAAACCAUUUAAAUGCAUGAGGUGUGGAAAGAGCUUUAAUGUGAGAACAAACCUUACUAAACAUCAAAGAACCCACACUAGGGCGACAUCAUUUCAAUGCAUGGAAUGUGGAAAGAGCUUCAGUGUAAGUUGCCAUCUUACUGCACAUGAAAAAACCCACACAGGGGAGAAACCAUUUAAAUGCAUGGAGUGUGGAAAGAACUUUAGGGAGAGCAGUAGCCUUACUUUACAUCAAAGAACCCACACAGGGGAGAAACCAUUUAAAUGCAUGGUGUGUGGAAAGAGCUUUAGUCAGAGCAGUAACCUUACUAGACAUCAAAAAACCCACACAGGGGAAAAACCAUUUAAAUGCAUGAAGUGUGAAAAGAGCUUUAGUGUGAAGAGUAGUCUUUCUUUACAUCAAAGAACUCAUACAGGGGAGAAACCAUUUAAGUGUAUGGUGUGUGGAAAGUGCUUCAUUAUGAGCAAUAGUCUUAUUAAACAUCAAAGCACACACACAGGUGAGAAGCCAUUUAAAUGCAUGGAGUGUGGAAAGUUCUUCAGUAUAAGCAGCAACCUUACUAGACACAAAAAAACCCACUCUGGGCAGAAACCAUUUAAAUGCAUCGAGUGUGGAAAGAGCUUUACUCAGAGCAGUAACCUUACUAGACAUCAAAAAAUCCACAGAGCACAAACCAUUUAAAUGCAUGAAGUGUAGAAAGCGCUUCAGUGAGAACAAUAGAUUAACAGCAUAUCAAAGAACACACACAGUGGAGAAAACUUUUAAAUGCAUGGAGUGAGGAAAGAGCUGCAGUCAGCCCUGUAGCCAGGGUGUGGCAAAUGGGCGCACUGCCACCCCUCAGAGUUGUGCUACCCCAUCCCGGAUACUUUUUUGAUGCUGGUGGGGGAAUUGUCAUUUUAAUUUGUUAGUGGAUAGACAAUGACCACCUCUAUUUUUAGAACAACAGUUUGUUUUAAGAACAGGAGCAAUUUAAGAAGACAACCCUCUCCAAAAUUCAGUUAAUUUGAUUUGAUUUUAAAAAGAAAGGACAGCUAACCUAAAUUUUGAUAAUUUUUUUACAUUACUUUAAUUCUAGGAAAAACUGAAAGCUGCAGCUGUUCUGAAGUAAGAUAUUUAGGUGCUAUGCAUUUUUUCCUUCUCUGAAAAUGUGUAUUAUAAACCUACAAUUCAGAAAGCUUUCUUGCAUGUUUAUCAAGCAUUUUUAUAAGUUUACAAAUGUAAGUCUAUUAUGCAGUAAAUAUUUUACAAAGUUAAGGGCUGGAUCUCUUUGA